AUGGACCAUCUCUUGACGAUGCGAGGCAAGGACCUUAUCGGGUUUCGGCCCAGGGUGUCGCUUAGAUCUCGUCCCUUCAUUUGGCUACGCUUGCUUGGUUGUGUAUUCAGUCUGCUAACUAUCUUUUGCACCUUCGCACAUCUUGCCCGGCACCCUGAUGUCUCUCUCUUCCGUGGAUGGAAUCGACCCACUCGCCUGGCGGUCCUUCGACCAGGUCAAUAUCGGGAGCCGGUGGGCCAUCACAUUACCGUGGAAGAUCCAGCCCAGGAUGUGGAAGUCGACAAUAUGGGCAUGGUACAUGAUCGGAGAGACGAGAACUUCUACCUAGGCGGCACCCUUACCCUGACCAGCUCCCAGUCCCUUGAGGAUCCACACCCAAGCCCCGUCAUCUACGACCCUUAUCCUGCAUACAACAGUAGAAAGUGGAAGAAGACGAACCAUGGUCAGUUUCAGCCCUGCUUGGGGCCAAGAGGUCGUGAUCUAGACCGCACUCGCUUCGAGGACAUGGUACUCGUCUACAAAGGAAAGCAAGUUUCGUUUCCCGAGUCUCGAUUUGGUUCACACGAAGCAAUGGGCCUUGAUGGAGAUGUCUGUACGGAUCGAUACUCUCGACUUGGGGCAUACGGAUACGACGAUGACAGCGAAGAGGAUGUUCCUGGUUUCAUCCGGCCACCAAGGGUGAACUGGAACGAAGUUGACUGGGGCGAGCUUCAAUCCCUCUGUUUCGAGAGAAAUGCCGAUCGAUACAAACCCUCUAGUUCGAUGAAUCAAUCCUACGAGCGUCCGCUCUCUUUCGAGUUGAGAGAGCCCCCUCGAGAAAGUAGCGAGCCGGAACCUACCUCCACCGGGAUGAAGCAAUACCAUCCUCGCUCUGCUGUGCUUAUUCGAUCGUGGCAGAAUGUGCUGUGGACACCAGACCACCGGGAAUACCUCCGAGCAAUGAUCAUGGAGCUUUCCCUGCAUUCGGGAGCUGAGUACGAGGUCUUUCUGCUAGUUCACGUUAAGGACGAUGAGCUACCGAUUUUCUCGGACUCUAAGACCAUGAGGGAGUUACGACAGUCGAUUCCGCCCGAGUUUCAGAAUAUUGCUCUAUUCUUCAAUAAUAAGCUGUUGGAGGCGUGGUAUCCUAAGAUCGAGGAACACAGCCCCAUUCUACAGCAUCACCAACCGCUACAGAUCUUCUCCCAGCUGUACCCAAACUUCGAUUACUACUGGCAAUUCGACAUGGAUGGACGGCACACUGGCAAUAUCUAUCACUUCGUAGAUAAAGCUAUCUCCUUCGCCAAACAACAACCGCGGAAAUACUUAUGGGAGCGCAACGCUUACUUCUACACACCCGGUGCACACGGUGCAUGGGCAGAUUUCAUAGAGAUGACCAACCGCAGUCUCAGAGAUAUGUCCGCCAACACGAUCUGGGGACCAAUCUUGGGUACAGGGAUCAGACCCAUGGGCCCCGAACGUCCGAAUAACUCCCCAGAAGAAGACGACUUUGACUGGGGCGUCGGAGAAGAGGCAGACUUCAUCACUUUCCUCCCAAUAUUCAACCCCAAGGAUACCGCCUGGACCUUCCCAGACAAGGUUUGGAAUUUCAAAAACGGCCUUGGAACUCCACGUCGCGCUGGAGUUAUCACGAUGGGCCGGUACUCACGACGCUUACUCAAUCUCAUCCACAAGGCGCAGGCAACACGUGGACUAGGACUUGCGUCGGAGAUGACCGGCGCUUCAUGGUCUCUAUACCAUGGACUGAAAGCCGUCCACGUCCCACAUCCAAUCUACGCAGAUGGCCUAUGGACACCACAAGAACUGGCUCGAAUUUAUAAUCCUGGUACAACGGAUAACAUCAAUGGUGGACCGGACAGUAUUUGGAACUUUGACCAUUUGUACGACCACGUCAUGUACCGACUUUCUUACAUGUUCACGACACAUACGGCAGAGGAUAUGUACAGACGGUGGCUUGGGUACAGGACCGCCGAGCAUGAGGGCGGGAAGAGGUCAACUGAGACUCGCUUUGGACGCCAUUGCUUCCCUUCCAUGUUUCUGCAUACCGUCAAAAACACCGAGAGCAGGUUUGGGCCGCAAAAAGCAGUUCCAUGA
Molecule: messenger RNA, 2094 nt
Organism: Penicillium cataractarum
Lineage: Eukaryota; Fungi; Ascomycota; Eurotiomycetes; Eurotiales; Aspergillaceae
Product: DUF3405 domain-containing protein
Exons: 4
Coding region: 1-2094 (697 amino acids)
Source: RefSeq, a predicted model, not a curated record